Messenger RNA from Alternaria hordeiaustralica, 1530 nucleotides. RefSeq lists its product as uncharacterized. Lineage: Eukaryota; Fungi; Ascomycota; Dothideomycetes; Pleosporales; Pleosporaceae. Gene Ontology annotation, molecular function: carbohydrate:proton symporter activity. Gene Ontology annotation, biological process: carbohydrate transport; transmembrane transport. Gene Ontology annotation, cellular component: membrane. The transcript is spliced from 4 exons. The record is from RefSeq and is a predicted model, not a curated record. The coding region runs from base 1 to 1530 and encodes 509 amino acids.
AUGGCAAAGCUUAAAGAGACAUCCUUGUGGGCGAACCGCAAAUGCUUACUAACAUGCUCCGCCGUCGCUAUUGCUAGCAUGCAGUACGGGAUUGAUACUGCUGCAGUUGGCGGUCUGCAGGCGAUGCCUGGGUUUUUGAUGGUGUUUGGAUAUGAGGACCCGACAAGCCCGCUUGGCUAUGGUAUUGAUUCGACGGUGCAGCAGCUCAUGACCUCUUUGCUAAAUCUGGGUUCGUGCGUAUCUGCCAUUGCUGCUGGUGUGUUUGGUGCCUACUUCGGUCGCAGGAAGGCCUUGUGGCUCGCAUGCAUCAUAUGUCUGGCUGCAGUUUCGGUACAGAUUGGCUCUACCUCCAAGGCCGGUUUAUACGUGGGUCGUCUGUUGCUAGGCUUCUCCAACGGCUUCUUUGUCGUAUUCUCGACUGUUUACUGUAGCGAAGCAGCACCGGCGCAUCUCCGGGAAAUCAUGGUCGGGCUCUUCUCUUUCUACGUGAACCUUGGAAGCAUCAUCGGCUCUAUCAUCGACAACUACACUUCACGCUACCUCUCGAAACUCUCCUACCAAGUCCCCCUCGCCUGCAUGUUCAUCGUCCCGGUUCUACUCGGCACAGCGCUUUUCUUCGUCCCCGAGAGUCCGCGAUGGCUUUUACAUCGUGACCAACAUGAUGCGGCGCGCAAGUCUUUGGAGCGUCUUCGUUUCGACCACGGCGAAGAGCUAGAGUUGGAGUGGGCGGAAAUGAUUCGUGGCGUAGAAGAGCGCAGACUGAGUCAAAGCUCAGGCUUCUUGGAUCUCUUCCGCGGCAACGACCUGAGACGCACGCUACUCUGUUGGGGCACGAUCGCAAGCCAGUCUGCGAGUGGCGUCUGGUUCUUCAUCGGUUAUCAGACCUACUUCCUCGCCAUCGCUGGUAUUACGAAAGCCUUCGAGUACAGCAUUAUGAACUCGUGCAUUGGCUUCGUGGGCGUUCACCUUGGUCUUUACUCCAUGAACAAGUUGUUUGGCAGAAGGACGAUCAUGAUCGCUGGGGCAAUAGCAUGCGGUCUUUGCGAGCUUGCUUGCGGGAUCGCAAGUAGUGUCAAACCUAACUCAGUGGAGACUGGAAAUGUGCUAGUAGCUUUUACGGCACUGUUCCUGUUUUGCUACAACGCCGGGGUGGGCGUUGCGACAAGCCCCCUGGCGACAGAGCUUGUUAGUUCAAGACUGCGAGCUUGGACGGUUGGCAGCGCGAAUGCGCUUGGAUACUUCCUCGCUUGGUUGAUCGGCUUUUGCUCGCCAUACUUUAUUAACCCUCAGGAUCUUGACUGGGGCCCGCAAUACACGUACAUAUGGGCAGCUUCCAACUUCAUUUGUGUGGCCUGGUUCUACUUCUUCCUUCCGGAGACGAAAGCGCGAUCGUUAGAAGAGCUGGAUGAGAUCUUCGAAGCUAGAGUGGCGGCACGAAAGUUCAAGCUGUAUGAGUGCAGGAUUGUGGAGGAUGCCAAGCAUGAUGUUUAUGGGAAGGAGACUGUUGAGACAACAAAGCAAGCUGCUUGA